AUGGCGUUUCAAAUUGGACCGUGGAGAACCGACGCCCAAGGCCAUCUGACCGCAGAUGAAAACGGUGACUCCAAGACCGAUUAUGCCCGCUGGCGUCUGGUCAAUGAGGAAGGCCGCCAGACAUGGCGUUAUUUGGAGUCCGACGAGGAACUUGAAGAUUGGCCCCAGUCUAUAGCUGACAAGUACCACCUGGGCAUGCCAACGGGUCUGCCGGAGCUGCCACAGGCAAAGACGCCGCUAGAAGCCGCGGAGAAUGGUCUGUCCUUCUUCUCGCGCUUGCAGCUCGACGCGGGCAAUUGGGCCUGCGAGUACGGUGGCCCCAUGUUCCUGCUGCCGGGCAUUCUGAUCACUUAUUAUGUGACCAACACCCCUAUUCCUCCAGAGUAUGCCACGGAGAUCACCCGCUAUCUCUUUGCCCGGCAGCACCCCGAGGAUGGCGGCUGGGGUCUGCACAUUGAAGCUCACAGCUCGGUCUUUGGGACCUGCAUGAACUACGUGGCCCUUCGCUUGGUGGGUGUCAGUGAAGACGAUCCUCGUAUGGUCAAGGCCCGGGGCCUGCUGCACAAGUUUGGCGGCGCCCUUUACGGACCCCAUUGGUCCAAGUUCUGGCUGAGCAUCCUUGGUGUGAUGGAGUGGGAGGGCGUGAACCCCGUUCCUCCCGAGAUCUGGCUCCUCCCUGAUUGGGUCCCCUUUGCGCCCUGGCGCUGGUGGAUCCACAUGCGCCAGGUCUUCCUGCCCAUGUCCUAUCUGUGGUCGAAGAAGUUCAGCCACCCAUUGGAUUCAUUCACAAAACAGCUUCGGCAAGAGCUGUACACGCAGCCCUACGAUACCAUUGACUUUGCGGCCCACCGCAACUCAAUUCACGAAGCAGAUAAUUACUAUCCCAAGACGUGGUUGUUGAAUUCCAUCAACGAAGUGCUCGUUCGGCUGUAUAACCCCUUCUUCCGCGUGCAGGCCAUUGUCAACCGUGCGGAAGAGUGGACUUGGGAGUUGAUCCGUAUGGAGGAUGAGAACACUGACUACGCGGGGUUGGGACCCGUCAAUAACCCGAUGAACAUGGUGGCUUGCUAUGUCCAUGACGGACCGGACAGCUAUUCAGUUCGGCGGCACCGAGAGCGUUUGAAUGACUACAUGUGGAUGAAGGACGAGGGAAUGUUGGCGAACGGCACCAACGGCGUGCAAGUGUGGGAUACGGCCUUCAUUACCCAGGCAAUUGUCGUCGCCGGGUUCGCAGAUGAACCUAAGUGGCGGCCGAUGUUGAAUCGUGCGCUGGAAUUCCUCGAAGAUCACCAGCUCCGAGAGAAUGUACCAGACCAGGAGAAAUGCUAUCGUCAGCACCGCAAGGGCGCUUGGCCCUUCAGCACCAAGACCCAGGGCUAUACAGUCAGUGACUGCACAGCCGAGGGUCUGCGAUCGGCCAUUCAGCUGCAGGAGAUGCACAACUUCGACAAGGUGAUCUCGGUUGAGCGGUUGAAGGACAGCGUCGAUUGUCUGCUGCUCAUGCAGAACCCAUCCGGCGGGUUUACGGAGUACGAAACGACCCGUGCUUCGCCGAAGGUUGAGUGGCUGAACGCCGCCGAAGUAUUUGGAGGUAUCAUGAUCGGCUACGACUACCCAGAGUGUACGACCGCAUCUGUUACCGCACUGUCACUCUUCAGCAAAUACUACCCCGACUACCGCGCGGACGAAAUCCGCGCCGCGAAGGACAAGGCCGUGGCAUAUAUCAAGCGCGUGCAACGACCAGAUGGCAGCUGGUACGGAUCAUGGGGCAUCUGCUUCACCUACGCGGCCAUGUUCGCACUGGAGAGUCUGGCCAGCAUUGGCGAGACGUACGAGACGAGCGAGGACUCCCGCCGCGGGUGCGAUUUCCUGAUCUCGAAGCAGCAGGCCGAUGGCGGCUGGGGCGAGUCGUACCUCAGCAGUGAGAAGCAUGUUUACGUUCAGCACGAGAUGUCGCAGGUCGUGCAGACGGCGUGGGCCUGUUUGGCACUGAUGGAGGCGCGCUACCCGCAUAAGGAGCCGAUUGAGAAAGGCAUGAAGCUGCUGAUGGCUCGCCAGCAGCGCAAUGGUGAGUGGCUGCAAGAGGCCAUUGAGGGUGUUUUCAACCAAUCCUGCAUGAUCUCCUAUCCCAACUACAAGUUCUACUGGCCCAUCCGCGCGUUGGGUUUAUACAGCCGGCAAUACAGCAACGAGGCGCUGAUGUGA
Molecule: messenger RNA, 2205 nt
Organism: Penicillium lagena
Lineage: Eukaryota; Fungi; Ascomycota; Eurotiomycetes; Eurotiales; Aspergillaceae
Product: terpene cyclase/mutase family protein
Exons: 4
Coding region: 1-2205 (734 amino acids)
Biological process (GO): triterpenoid biosynthetic process; ergosterol biosynthetic process
Cellular component (GO): lipid droplet
Molecular function (GO): lanosterol synthase activity
Source: RefSeq, a predicted model, not a curated record